AUGCAGAUUCCACUGCAACAUGUUUUAUGCAUAAAAUUUCAAAGUAUCAAUCUAUCCGAUCAAAGUUUUUUCAAAAAAAGUGAUUUGUUAACAAAAUCUUCACUUAUGCAAAUAUUUUUAUUCAAAAAGAAUUUGUAUAUUUUAAAGAAUGCUCAAUUCACAAUAGCUGUUAGCAGUUUCUAUACAUCUCCAGAUGAAGUUUGUGCAUUACGUGAUCAACAACAUGAACAGCAAAACCAAUGGUUAGAUGAAUUAAUCGAUUUGAAAUUGUUUGUUGAUGCGUUUCAUUGUCAAUCGAGUCAGUCAUUACGCAAUUAUAAUACUAAUGGUCACGUGAAUCUCAACCUUUCAUUUCUAAAAGCUGAUGAAGGUGAGUGGCCAAAGUUGAAUUCUUCAAUAAUGUCCCUUGGAUAUUACUUCAUUAUAAGGCUUCCAGUCUUGCAAUGGAUAAUGCCAAUGAUGUCAAGAGCGCUAGCGGCUGUGGAAAGACGUCCGUUGAAAUGGAAAUGGUUAUCCGGAAAAGCUAAUAGAUAA
This is a messenger RNA of Trichobilharzia szidati, 534 nucleotides long. The record is from the annotation of a GenBank genome assembly. NCBI's taxonomy places the organism in Eukaryota, Metazoa, Platyhelminthes, Trematoda, Strigeidida, Schistosomatidae.